Molecule: messenger RNA, 894 nt
Organism: Papilio machaon (common yellow swallowtail)
Lineage: Eukaryota; Metazoa; Arthropoda; Insecta; Lepidoptera; Papilionidae
Gene: Prosbeta7
Product: proteasome subunit beta type-4
Exons: 5
Coding region: 82-870 (262 amino acids)
Cellular component (GO): proteasome core complex
Source: RefSeq, a predicted model, not a curated record
UCAAUUGUCAUUACAAUACAAAAUUUGUUAGAAAACUUUUUAACUCAACGCUUAAUUACUUCCAGCUUAAUAUAAUUAAAUAUGGCCUUUAUGGGUGAUAUGAUAAGUCCUUCGCCGUUAUGGCAAAACGGGCCAUCCCCCGGUGCUUUCUAUAAUUUCCCUGGAAAUUCAAAUCACGGACCUUUGAGCCACAUUAACCAGGAUUUUAGAGCCCACUCAGCAGCUCCUAUAACUACAACCACUACUGUAAUUGGCAUAAAAUUUGACAAGGGAUGUGUAAUUGCGGCCGAUACCCUUGGAUCUUAUGGCUCUCUCGCCAGAUUCAGAGAUUGUCCUCGCGUAUUAAAGGUCAAUGAUCUUAUACUUCUUGGUUCUGGUGGAGAUUAUGCUGAUUAUCAAUAUUUGAGGGAUAUCAUAGAGCAGAAAAUUAUUGACGAGCAAUGUAUCGGAGAUGGUCUGCAGCUGAAGCCCAAGUCACUGCACUGCUGGCUCACACGAGUCCUCUACAACAAGCGCAGCAAGAUGGAUCCUUUGUGGAGCAAUUAUGUUGUUGCUGGUAUUCAGGAUGGUGAGCCAUUCCUUGGCGCUGUGGACAAAUUAGGUACAGCAUAUGAAGAUGCUGCCAUUGCAACUGGAAUGGGUGCAUACAUGGCAACACCUUUGCUGCGUGAUGUGCUUGACAAGGGGCCUUUGAAUGAAGAAUCUGCUAAAGCAUUAGCACGUAAAUGUAUGGAAGUGUUAUACUAUCGUGAUGCACGCUCAUUCCCGCGCUACCAGCUGGGUGUGGUGACCGCGGCCGGCGUGACUGUGGAAGAGCCCACAGAGAUAGGCCAGAACUGGACCCUCGCACACAUGAUACAUAUGAAGUAAAAAUUUUGGAAUAAAAAUAAAUGA